Syngnathus acus (greater pipefish) is the source of this 2053-nucleotide messenger RNA. RefSeq names its product carcinoembryonic antigen-related cell adhesion molecule 1-like. The transcript has 12 exons. Bases 138 to 1001 code for a protein of 287 amino acids. NCBI's taxonomy places the organism in Eukaryota, Metazoa, Chordata, Actinopteri, Syngnathiformes, Syngnathidae. The record is from RefSeq and is a predicted model, not a curated record.
GUGUCGGGUGAAACUUUGGGCGGAGUUUGCAGCGCAGAGUGGAAAACGUCCUCCUUCCACGUUUCUUGCAUCCGGAUACAAACGACGGGGAACACUUUCAACUUCCACAAGCGCCAAUCAUUAACACUGGCUUUGUGAUGGCCGAUCUGACGAUGCACGUGUUCCUGUCACUGAUUUCCGUGAUUCUGCCCCCUUGUUUCGCUGGAAAUACGGUUUACGGGAAACUUGGCGAUGAAGUUGUUCUGAGGCCUGAUGCAGGCCUUCCCACUGGCCCUCUCACAAGCAUCUUAUGGAAGCACGGCAACGACAUCGCCAUCGAGUGGGAUCCCAACGGCGUGGAGGCGUAUCGUCAGUUCAAACAUCGCACGACGCUGAACAAUGUGAGUGGGGAGCUGACCAUUACGGCCUUGACUCAAAAUGACAGUGGCAUUUACACACCUGAGAUCAACUCCGCUCUCAAAACGCCAAUUCAUCUUGCCGUUAUUUUGUCUGUUCCUGAGCCCACGAUUUUAACAUCUUGUGAUGCUGAGAAGACAGUUUGUACUUUGACAUGCGCCGGUGACACCACGGGGGCCGAACCUGUCAACUACACCUGGAUGAUUGGUCAUUCCUCCAAGACCUACACGUCAAGGGAGAUCAUCAUUAAAAAGGAUACUCCGAAUGAGGACGAGUUCAAGUGCCAACUGCAGAAUCCGGUCAGCAAGAAAUCCAGCCUGUCUACUCGUAACCCGUUCCUUACUGAGCACCAAGGGGGGCUGAAGGUCAACAUAGGCCUGACGCUCGCAAUCUGUCUCCUGACUGCAAUUGUGGUGCUGGUGCUUAUUCACAAAUGUAAAACAGGCAUGUGGUUCUUCCAAAAAGCAUCCAUGCCAUGGCAAGCAGAUUUCUGGAGGAAGGAGGAGAGGACACGUCGAGAGGCUAACGAAUCAAACGGCACUUCGACUCGAGAGAAAGCACAAGGGGAAGAGGCAGCACCAAUGACUGCCCAAGACCGUGUGUGAAUCCAAACCGAGGCACAAAAGGGAAACCGGGCGUCGAAUAGGACUGAAAAGUGAACCCGAGACAAUACCAGGAAAUCCCCCAGCGCGUGCUAUAUUGUCCACCGACAUGCCGACACGGGUCGCCACCAGGGCCGUGUCUGAGGAUGUACUGUGGGUUGCGGUGCCAUUUUGGCCAAGUGUUGCACUGAUGAGAGACAACUGUCAAUCAACAAGAACAUCACCUGACGUCUUUUAACACUAACAUAUUUAAAGGAGCUAUAUCAUGCUAAAUGGACUUUUUGGCGCUUCUGGUCAAAAAGGGAAUUCUUCACCACCAGUAAAGUGGGAUCUCAAAGCACCAGCCCGAUCGGGUUCCUCAUAAUGGGAGAAGCCACCCCUGUUUCGCUGCUGAAGACGACUGCUGCGUUCGAGGUAGGUCGGAAAUCGGAUUUAUCCCACUUCUGACCUCAAAGCGGCCGAGGAGAAUGUCAACAACAAAGAUGGGUGAUUCCGAUAGAUUGUUUAUUCUCAUAAACCCUCUUCACAAUUUCCUCAAUCUAUAUAAAUAAAUGUCGUAUCUUCAAAGGAUUUCACCAAAUAACUUCAUGCAGGUGGAUAGCAAGCUAUGCAGUCAAUUAAUGUCAUAAAUUAGGCUAAAUAUAUGUUUAGCAUUUCCUAAGUUAAGUUUUGCCAUUCACAAGCUGCGUCUCUACAUGGUCGAAUGAUGUCAAAUUGUAGUCCAUUCUUGCCCCCCCCAUUUCGCAACUCUGACCUUCUAGUUCAAAGGGUUGUUGAAGUGCACUUUUCCUGAUUGGAAGUUGAAAAAGUUCCACUUUCCCCAAAUGCAGCAUUAGAUUGUGCCAAUAAUCAUAUAUAGUUAACUGUGGAAAGCUUAAAAUAGCACGAUACAGCUCCUUUGUUUGGUUUUUUUACAUUUUCCUUUUAUUGUCACUAUUUCAGAUUUUAUUGUAUGCUUUUAAAGUAAUGCCACAGCAGUUUUUAUAAAUAGCCUUGCACAUUUCCAUUUGUUGUUCAUAUGUAUGUGCAUAGAAUAUUUUGUGCUACCUAAUAAA